Molecule: messenger RNA, 1810 nt
Organism: Equus caballus (horse)
Lineage: Eukaryota; Metazoa; Chordata; Mammalia; Perissodactyla; Equidae
Source: RefSeq, a predicted model, not a curated record
UGUUGAUGGAGGGGUGCCGAGACGAGGGGAGGGCGGGGGACGGGCCCUAGGUCGAGGGCGAGCUCGGAGGUGCGGGUUGGUUCUCCGCACGUCCUCUCCUGUGUUGGUCCCACAACCCCUGGCUACGCAAGGCUAAGGUUUAUAAGGUAGAGUCAGUUGUGGGGUUCAGAGGGUCAGCAGUCAGUCCUCCAAAUUCGGAGAUUCAGCGCUUGUCGUCAGUAUUGGGACUCAGGGGCCUGGUAGGUUCAGUGUUUGGGACGCCAAGGGAAUCUGUCUUUUGAUUCAGACUUCAUCACCUAGAGGUCUAGGGUGCAGUUGCCAUCAUGCUGAAAGCUGUGAUCCUGAUUGGAGGCCCUCAAAAGGGGACCCGCUUCAGGCCUUUGUCUUUUGAGGUGCCCAAACCCCUGUUCCCAGUGGCAGGGGUCCCUAUGAUCCAGCACCACAUUGAGGCCUGUGCCCAGGUCCCUGGGAUGCAGGAGAUUCUGCUCAUUGGCUUCUACCAGCCCGAUGAGGCCCUUACCCGGUUCCUAGAAGCUGCCCAGCAGGAGUUUCACCUUCCGGUCAGGUACCUGCAGGAAUUUGCCCCCCUGGGCACAGGGGGUGGUCUCUACCAUUUCCGGGACCAGAUCCUGGCGGGAGGCCCUGAGGCCUUCUUCGUGCUCAAUGCAGACGUCUGCUCCGACUUCCCCUUGAGCGCUAUGCUGGAUGCUCACAGACACCAGCCUCACCCUUUCCUGCUCCUCGGCACCACGGCUAACAGGACGCAGUCCCUCAACUACGGCUGCAUCGUAGAGAAUCCACAGACGCACGAGGUCCUGCACUAUGUGGAGAAACCCAGCACGUUUGUUAGUGACGUCAUCAACUGCGGCAUCUAUCUCUUUUCCCCGGAAGCCCUGAAGCCCCUUGGGGAUGUCUUCCAGCGGAAUCAGCAGGAUGGGCAACUCUGCCUUCCUCUGGGGGAGGACUCUUCCGGCCUGUGGCGGGGGGCAGGUACCAUCCGCCUGGAGCAGGAUGUGUUCUCAGCGCUGGCUGGGCAGGGCCAGAUCUACGUCUACCUCACUGAGGGUAUCUGGAGCCAGAUCAAGUCUGCAGGCUCAGCCCUCUAUGCCUCCCGCCUCUAUCUGGGCCAGUACCAGCUCACUCACCCAGAACGCCUGGCCAAGCAUACCCCAGGGGGUCCACGGAUCCGAGGAAACGUUUAUAUCCACCCAACGGCAAAGGUGGCCCCGUCGGCUGUGCUGGGCCCCAAUGUCUCCAUCGGGGAGGGGGUGACCGUGGGCGAGGGUGUACGGCUCCGAGAGAGCAUUGUCCUCCACGGAGCCACGCUGCAGGAGCACACAUGUGUUCUGCACAGCAUCGUGGGCUGGGGGAGCACCGUAGGGCGCUGGGCCCGCGUGGAGGGUACCCCCAAUGACCCCAAUCCCAACGACCCCCGAGCCCACAUGGACAGUGAGAGCCUCUUCAAGGAUGGGAAGCUGCUGCCUGCCAUCACCAUCCUGGGCUGCCGCGUCCGGAUCCCUGCUGAGGUGCUGAUCCUGAACUCGAUUGUUCUGCCACACAAGGAGCUGAGCCGAAGCUUCACCAACCAGAUCAUCCUCUGAGGGGGGCUGCCAGAAGGCCCCCCCCCCCCAACUCCUCCUCACUCCCCUCGAGGCUACUGCCUGCAUGGCCAGCCUCGGGCCAGAAAGGACUGGAGGGAGUCAGGCAGGAUCCUCACACACCGGCAGCAACGUGGGUGCAACGUGGGUGGCCAGGGGACUCCUGGCCUCCCUCUCCACUCCCUAAUAAACCCCCGUGAAUCUUGGAGCCA